AUGACCGCCUGUCUUCGUUCCAACUUCGCUCAGAACGUGUUAUGUGUGAAAGAUGACCGUCUGCCUUCGUUCCACGCCCAGAACGAGUUGUGUGUGAAAGAUGACCGUCUGCCUUCUUUCCACGCUCAGAACGAGUUGUGUGUGAAAGAUGACCGUCUGCCUUCGUUCCACGCUCAGAACCAGUUUUGUGUGAAAGAUGACCGUCUGCCUUCUUUCCAUGCCCAGAACGUGUUGUGUGUGAAAGAUGACCGUCUGCCUUCGUUCCACGCCCAGAACGUGUUGUGUGUGAAAGAUGACCGUCUGCCUUCGUUCCACGCCCAGAACGUGUUGUGUGUGAAAGAUGACCGUCUGCCUUCGUUCCACGCCCAGAACGAGUUGUGUGUGAAAGAUGACCGUCUGCCUUCGUUCCACGCUCAGAACGAGUUGUGUGUGAAAGAUGACCGUCUGCCUUCGUUCCACGCUCAGAACGAGUUGUGUGUGAAAGAUGACCGCCUGCCUUCGUUCAAAGCUCAGAACGUGUUGUGUGUGAUAGAUGACCGUCUGCCUUCUUUUCAAGCUUAA
Molecule: messenger RNA, 561 nt
Organism: Mercenaria mercenaria
Lineage: Eukaryota; Metazoa; Mollusca; Bivalvia; Venerida; Veneridae
Exons: 1
Coding region: 1-561 (186 amino acids)
Source: RefSeq, a predicted model, not a curated record